CGAGUGAUCACGAGUGACUCUGUUCGUGUCUGUUUCUGGAGGGAGGGAGGGAGGGAGAGAGAGAGAGAUAGAGAGAUUUUCAUCCAAAUCCAUAUCUAUUUUUUAAUCCUCGUCUGUGCGUAAACGCUGGUUGCAGCCUUCGCGAGGAGACUAUUUCACAAUGCAACGCUUUUAAUCACCUUUACGCAAUCCUCACCAUUUUGAGUGCGCAUUUGUUUUAAACUUCAAUCUUCCCUCCGACACGUGGACAGCAUCAUGACCAGUUUGUGGGAUCGCAUCCCUUUGGAAUGGUGGGAAUUACGAGGCGAGCUGCUGGAGAGCAUGUAAACGCAAAUGGAGUUUGGGAUUUAUUGCAAAAUAUGGGAAAGAUGACCGUCUUGUCUUUGUGUUUUCUCGUGUGCGCUGAUCUACUGCAAGUAGCUGUCGGAUAUCUGACGGUAACGAUAGAGCCAUUGCUACCAGUUGUUGUGGGAGAUACAGUGACUCUAAAGUGCAACUUCAAGACAGAUGGAAGAUUGCGAGAGAUUGUUUGGUACAGGGUUACUGACGGAGGCACUAUUAAGCAGAAGAUUUUUACGUACGAUGCUAUGUUCAAUACGAAUUACUCCCAUAUGGAGGAUUACCGGAGACGGGAAGACCUGGUGUAUCAAUCAACAGUCCGGCUUCCAGAGGUCCGGAUCUCAGACAACGGACCUUAUGAAUGCCAUGUAGGAAUUUAUGACCGAGCGACACGGGAGAAGGUCGUCCUGGCAUCAGGGAACGUCUUGCUUACGGUCAUGUCUCCACCCAACAACAUCUCAGUUGUGGCAGAGAACACGCCAGCACCAUUCAGCCGCUACCAGGCCCAGAACCUUACUCUGGUCUGCAUUGCCAAAGGAGGCAAACCAGCUCCAUCGGUAUAUUUCAAGCGGGAUGGAGAGUUGAUAGAGGUGAUCUCCUAUGUUUCAUCCACCGUGGAUUACGAGGGCGGCGGCUCCGCUGGCGUGCGUGGAGCCAGACCUCUGAUCAGCAGGGAUCUGGACGACACUAAGCUGAGGAAGUCUCUAUCUCUGCUGGGUCCGGAUGGCAGGCCCGGACGCCUCUACACAGAGAGCCCUGGGCGGAGCUACAUGGCCAGACAGCCCGGUCAAGAGCCCAGCCCGGCCACAGAGACCAUCCCAGAGACAGUGGUCAGCCGAGAGUUCCCACGGUGGGUUCAGAGCACUGACCCCCUGUACUACUUCAGCAACAUGCAAAUCCCCCAGAGCGAUGGGUCUGUGCUGGUUCAGGCCAAGCUCACCUGGACUCUGAAUCCGCAGUUGGACAACGACGCCCUGUUUAGCUGCGAGGUCUCACACCCGGCUCUCUCCAUGCCUAUGCAGACUGAGGUCACACUGGUGGCUCCUAAAGGCCCCAAGCUUUUGAUAACCCCUGCCAGGGCAAAGGUAGGGGAUACGGUUCGUAUCACCGUCCAAGGUUUCCAGGUAGGAUCUCCAGUGAAUGAGGUGUUUCCUGAGCCUCUGUUCACCUGGACGCGGGUAGGCGACAGACUGCUGGACGGCAGUGCCGAGAGAGAUGGGAAGGAACUGGUGUUGGAGCGAGUGCCUGCAGAACUGAAUGGCUCCAUGUACCGCUGCACGGCCCAGAAUCCACUGGGCUCCACUGACACACACAUACGCCUCAUUGUUUUUGAAAACCCAAGUAUGUUGAAAAACACACAGAAUCCGAACAAUGGAGCUCCUGGUUUGCACAAGCUUGGACUGAUAUUCCUGCCACUUAUUUUCACAGUGACUGUUGAACUGACGUGAAUAUCCUCGAUUCAGCUGCACAUAAACACACCUCCUCUCCAGUCAGGCCCACACACACUCACACACACACACACACACGCACACAAGCCGUCUCCAGACCGUGACUAAACCUACCUUGCUUUCAUCUGUGGGAGAACCUGAACCCCCAACAGGGGGCGCACCACCCUUUUUUGUGAAAUCACACACGCACAAAAAGA
Sinocyclocheilus anshuiensis is the source of this 1984-nucleotide messenger RNA. RefSeq names its product immunoglobulin superfamily member 21-like. The transcript is spliced from 10 exons. Lineage: Eukaryota; Metazoa; Chordata; Actinopteri; Cypriniformes; Cyprinidae. The coding region runs from base 288 to 1787 and encodes 499 amino acids. The record is from RefSeq and is a predicted model, not a curated record. Gene Ontology annotation, cellular component: adherens junction. Gene Ontology annotation, biological process: homophilic cell-cell adhesion; heterophilic cell-cell adhesion.